Molecule: messenger RNA, 4055 nt
Organism: Danio aesculapii
Lineage: Eukaryota; Metazoa; Chordata; Actinopteri; Cypriniformes; Danionidae
Gene: snap91a
Product: synaptosome associated protein 91a
Exons: 29
Coding region: 674-3445 (923 amino acids)
Biological process (GO): clathrin-dependent endocytosis; clathrin coat assembly; synaptic vesicle budding from presynaptic endocytic zone membrane
Cellular component (GO): synaptic vesicle; extrinsic component of presynaptic endocytic zone membrane; clathrin-coated vesicle
Molecular function (GO): clathrin heavy chain binding; 1-phosphatidylinositol binding; phosphatidylinositol-4,5-bisphosphate binding
Source: RefSeq, a predicted model, not a curated record
UCCAACUGGAACCGCGGCUUCCGUUAUCGGCAGUGUUUCAUCCUUCUUCUAUAGCAAUUGUCCGAAACUGGACAUAGCCACAGGGUGAAUGAGAAGGUAGGCGAGCGUUUUUUAGAGAUGAGGAGAACAACGCGAGCCGUUUGAAGGUUUGGGUGACAGCAUAUCCAGCGGGGUUUGUCGAGAAGCUUAAUCCUUGAUCUGGAGGAGGAGGAGGAGAGGACGACUGGUCGAGCCGAGCAUCACCAUCCUAACAGCCUCUUCCAACGCAACGCGCAAAGAAAACGAGGAAUAUCUUUUCAGGAGUAUAUCAAAUCCCUCUUUUCUAACAUUCAAGCUCACCGUUUACUCUUUUUAAAUAACUGUUAGCGUUUGAAAUAGUCGUUACGCAUCUCUUAUGUGAUCCCGCAUCCCCACGAGGCGAAUCCACAGCGCAGGCGUUGACCUGAAAUUUAUGUUAUAGUUAAUACAGUCUCCCUUUCUAGGUUUUAAUAUUGACUCAGUUAUGUACGUUGGACUUACUCUCAGAUUUGCCUUGAUAACAAUACCAACAUAUUAAAAUCGCAAACUGUGAAUCCAUUUCAAAGGGCCUCGUUAUCCUUGUGGACGCUUUGGAGCAACUCGACGCGUCUCUUUAUACCGGAAUAAGGGCGUUUGAUUCGGCCAGAGAAGUAAGAUGUCGGGUCAGACUUUGACGGACCGCAUCGCCGCGGCGCAGUACAGCCUCACGGGAUCCGAAGUGGCUCGUGCGGUGUGUAAAGCGACCACGCACGAGGUGAUGGCACCUAAGAAGAAGCAUCUCGAAUACUUGAUUCAGGCAACCCAGGAAUCCAAUGUCAAUAUUCCUCAGAUGGCCGAUACCCUGUUUGAAAGAGCAGGAAAUGCAAGCUGGAUUGUGGUCUUCAAGGCUUUGGUCUCCACUCACCACCUGAUGGUCCAUGGCAAUGAGAGAUUUAUCCAGUACCUGGCUUCCAGGAACACCCUAUUCAAUCUUAGUAAUUUUUUGGACAAAACUGGCUCUCAUGGUUAUGACAUGUCAACAUUUAUCAGGCGCUACAGCAGGUAUCUGAACGAGAAGGCAUUUGCCUACAGACAGAUGGCCUUUGACUUUGGCCGAGUGAAGAAAGGUGCUGAUGGUGUGAUGAGAACAAUGACUCCUGAUAAGCUCUUGAAAGGCAUGCCCACGCUGCAGAGUCAGAUUGAUGCUCUGCUGGAGUUUGACGUUCACCCAAAAGAUCUUGUCAAUGGGGUGAUCAAUGCCGCCUUCCUGUUGCUCUUCAAGGAUCUGAUCAAGUUGUACGCCUGCUACAAUGAUGGCAUCAUUAAUCUCCUAGAGAAAUUUUUCCAGAUGAAGAAAGGUCAAUGCAAGGAUGCAUUGGAAAUCUAUAAAAGAUUCUUGACACGAAUGACCAGAGUCUCAGAGUUCCUGAAGAUUGCUGAGCAAGUGGGAAUUGACAAAAACGAUAUUCCUGAGCUUACACAGGCCCCUGAGAGUCUUCUGGAAUCUCUGGAGACACAUCUUAACACGCUCGAGGGGAAAAAAGUUGAUGAGUCACCAACUAAGAAAGGAUCUCCAACAAAUAAUGGCACACCUGCUGGUACCCCUGCAAAAAGCGCAGAGCCCACCGCUGCAGCGGCUGCAGUUACUGAGCCUGCAGCAACAGAGCCUACAAAAGCAGCGCCGGCCAAAAACACCAUCAACAGCGGCUUUAAUGAUCUGGUGGAUUUUGAUCUGUUGGCUCCGACUGCAGGUGCUUCAGCGGCUCCCACUGCAUCAUGGGGAGAUCUGCUUGGUGGUGACUCUCUGGCCGCUCCUGCCUCUGCUAGCGCUGAAGCGACGCUCUCUGAGGCUGAAUCUGCCUCUGCAGCCGCUGCUACUGAACCAGCAGCUGAUGCCAUCUCUGCCCCAGCCGCUGCCUCACUGCCAGUGCCUGCCUCCGCUGCCACCACCUCAGAUAUGGAUCUGUUUGGAGAUGCGUUUGCGCCCUCUCCUGGCGAUGGUCCGAGUGAGGGUUUGGCUCCAGCUGCUGCUGCCGAUGCAUGUGCUGGAUCUGACCCCUGGGCUCCGUCCGAGGGUAGUGCCAGUAUUGCCCCAGAGCUGGACCUCUUUGCCAUGAAGCCGGUAGAGAGUGUCAGUGUCGCAGCCGCAGCCGCAGUGUCCCCUACCAGUGCCGAGCCGGUUAUCUCACCAACAGAGGCCCCUGAAACCCUCUCUCCUGCCACCAACACCACCACAACCACCUCCACCACCACCGCAUCCGCUACAGCUGAGCCCGCGGCCCCGCCAACACUAGACCUGUUUAGUGAUAUGUUUGAUUCAAUGCCUGAGCAAAGCUCGUCCACAGAGCCCAAAGCAAGCACACCUAGCGUAGACCUGUUUGGUGCAGAUCUUCCUGCUGUUUCACGCGGACCCUCACCUUUACCUGAAACCAAUGUGACUGGAGAUCUCUUGUCUGACUCAUUUGUUGCUCCGGCUGUUGCUCCAGUGGUUCCUGCACUAGCAGCUCCAGCUGCUCCUGUCUCUCCUCCUAAAGCUGAGCCUGGACCUGUGCUGGACCUCCUUGACACAUUUGGGGACACUACUGCAGAGUCCCAGUCCGCUGCUCCCGGAGCUCCGUCAGGUGACCUGCUUGGAGGUUUAAUUUCACCAGUAGCCCCCACAGUUACCCCAACUCCAGCAGCAGUGCCAUCCUCAGCCCCAGCGGAUCUGCUGGAGUCAGGUUUUGAUGCGUUUGGCUCUUCACCAGUAUCCUCCACACCAGUGGCGGUCGACAGCACUAAUUCCACCACUGCACCCUCUGGUGGCUUUGAUGCUUCAGUGUUUGAUGGAUUAGGAGACCUUCUGAUGCCAGCCAUAACACCUCAGAGCACAGGCGGGACCCCCAUGGCUGCAGCGAGCCCUCAGCUGGUACCUGGACUUGUGCCCACUGCUGGACCAACAAUGGCUCCAGCCAUGGCACCAGCAAUGGCACCAACAAUGGCACCCGCACCAGUCAAACCAAUCGGAGGAGACUUGGACUCUUCACUUGCCAAUUUGGUGGGAAAUUUGGGAGUUGGAAGCCAGAAAAAGGACAACCAGUGGAAUGAGAAAAAGCUGACAGGAGGAGCUAACUGGACCCCUCAGGUCGCCCUUUCUAGCUGGGGCACACCUGGUGCUCAGAUGUCUGGAUCUGCCCCUGGAGCUCCAGGAGCUGCUGCUCCACCUGGAGCAAUGGCACCACCCAUGGGGGCACAGCCUGGCUUUACCAUGCCCCCAGCAGCAGCAGGAGCUCCCAUAAUGCCCCAGCCUGUGAUGAUGGGCCAGCCCAUGAUGAGACCACAAUUUACAGGGCCAUCAGCAACAGGAACUCCUGGAGCACCAUUGUCUCCAGGUCCAGCUGCCCAGAGUCCCAAAAAACCUCCCUCCAAGGACCCUCUUGCAGAUCUCAAUAUUAAGGACUUCUUAUAAUAUCCCAGUAUUUGUUUUCUGAAAGAAUGAGCUCCAGUGAGAGAGGUCUGCUGUCUGUUUACACCCCAGACGCCCGAGGAGCCUGCAGCUGGGUAUCCACCGGCCCCGACCCUGCCCCCAGCUCAAACAACCCCACCCACUCUGCCCCACCCAGCAUUCCUGUGUCAUGUUGUAGCACAAACGUGAAGUAAAUCGUAGAGAAAACAAGCCUAAAAAUGAAGACGUGUUCAUUUCAAUGUUCUCCUUUGUUUUGAAGAAACAAGAAAAUGAUUAAAAAACACACAAAUCAAAAUGAAAGAUUAAAAAAAGAUGAAUAUGUAUGUCAAAUUUUCCAGUAUUUAAGUCUGAAAUGAAUGAUGUGCGUGCGUGUGCGUGUGUGUGUGUGUUCUUCCCUUAUGUGGGUCUGAGAUUCUAAACAGGAUCUUCAAGCGCUUUCUGUUGUAUGUUAGUUUUGGUGCAAUGUAUCAUUUGCAGAAGGUGAUCUGUGUAUAUUCUCCUCAGUGAUGAAAAGAUUUCUCCUCUGCUCAAAUUUUUAUCUGUGGACAACUUAUUGAUGUGAAUCUGGUAAUCAGAAAAUAAGACGCUGUUGUCAUCAUGGUUUGACAUGUUU